AUGACCUUGUGGACUUGUAUCACUGGCUGUGCUCUGAGCCAUCUCAGGUUGGUCCUUCCUUUGUCUCUUAGAGAGCAUGUCACCAGAUCCAGAGCACAUCUGGAUUGGAUGAUGUGGACAGGGCCAAGCCAUCCAGGUGCACAAUUUGUAACUGGUGGUCCCUCACAAAUUCUUCAAGGCAAUGAUCAUUUCACAGAACAGACAUACAUAUUUCUCAUGCUGGAGUAUGCCUUCCUCCAGAAGUCCAAGGUGGAUGCAUUCAUCAAGAAAGAAGUGAAACAAUCAUGCUUAACAUUGGUCCAGGAACUCACCAAGUUGAGAAUUGAAAAACAAAAGGCAGAGAAGGCCCUCUGUAAGGCACAAGCAAUACAAGAAGAUCUUGAGGUGACAGUUCAACAGAUAACUGUGGCUCAUGAUGCUGCCACCAGGUGCAAGGUUUGUAAAGGUUGCAUUGACAGACUAUUUGUUUGCUUGAGGGACUGGUUCCAUACCCACCUCAGAGAGCAACUCAAUGCUAAGUGGAGAAACAUACCUAAGCACCUGAGAUGGCAUCCCAUUACUGCCAAGACAUUAACAGAGCUGUAUGAUGGAAGAUAUCUCCAAGUUAUGCUGUAUGAUUGCCCUCUGUGUGAGGGGCCUGUGUGGAUGAAACCUAUUGAAGUCAACAAUUUCAGUGACUUCCUUGUGGUAGUGAACAAUGUACUUGGGCAACCACAGGACCAUGCCAUAGACAAUCCCCACCUACUGGAUCAGGAUAUCUGGGGAGAUGUAUUUCAUGAUAAGAUGUACUACUAG
Molecule: messenger RNA, 795 nt
Organism: Pisolithus orientalis
Lineage: Eukaryota; Fungi; Basidiomycota; Agaricomycetes; Boletales; Pisolithaceae
Exons: 8
Coding region: 1-795 (264 amino acids)
Source: RefSeq, a predicted model, not a curated record